Messenger RNA from Oryza sativa Japonica Group (Japanese rice), 2261 nucleotides. RefSeq lists its product as uncharacterized. The record is from RefSeq and is a predicted model, not a curated record. Lineage: Eukaryota; Viridiplantae; Streptophyta; Magnoliopsida; Poales; Poaceae.
AUAAAAGAAAAGAAAAGAAAAAUCACCCGCUCCCCUGCGAUCCCUUCUCGCCAUUUCCGCGGCGCCACCGCACUCCGCCACUCUCCCCCUCCUCUCCUCCUCCUCCCAGAUCUCCUCCUCCUCCUCCUCCUCGCCGCCGGCGAUGGCCGACGACCCCCUCGACCCGCCGCCGGAGCCGCAGCCGCAGACGCUGCCGGCGGUAGCAGCCGCGUCCCCGUCCCCGUCCCCCCCGCCGCUCCUUCUCCGCCCCCGCCGCGAGGCCUUCGAGCACGGCCUCCUCCCCAUCCCCAAGCUCAUCUUCCCCGAGGGCACGCUCGCGCACACCCUCGCCCAGGUCAAGGACAAGCUCGCCUCCGCCGCGGAUGGAGGAGGCCGCGUGGCCGCGGCGGCGCUCGCGGAGGCGCUGCAGAUCCCGCACGAGCAGGCGGCGCUCGCGCUCGCCACGCUCGCCGCGGUGCUCCCCGCGGACGACCCCGCGCUGGACUCCGGCGGCGGGGGCAGGGCCGACCUCCGCGACGUGCUGCUCUUCCUCUACAUCCAGUCGUACAAGCGCCUCGUGCCCCGCGCGCACAAGGACUCGCCCGCCGUCACCGACGUCUGGCCCUCCACCUCCGCCUUCGACGGCUACCUCUCCGCGCUCUCCCCGAUCCAGCUUGUACGCAGUAAUAGCCGUCGAUUCAUGCCUUCUCAAGCUGAUGAGGAAAUUCACCAGCUAUCUUAUCUGCAAAAGCAUAUGGCCAAUAUUCUUACUCUGUUGGCCGAUUCUGUUGAGGGCGAAGGUGAUGAUUCUCUGGUAUUGACCAUGGAGACAUUUGAACACCUUGGAUUUCUACUGAAGUUCUCAGAAGGAACACCCUUAAGCCAGGCAGCCACUUUUUUUGCAAAUUCUGAUCCUGACAUGCCUGCUGCCCCUGUACCUGCUGCCCAGGUUCAUGAUUGGAUCUCACAGAAUAUAUCUGCUUCACUGGAAUUCUCUACCGAGAAGUCCAUAUCAAAGGAAGUUAGCCAGCAGGUUACUUCCGAUAUAGACGUCACAAUGGCUGAUGCCAAUGCUAGUAAUGCAAGGAACAGCACACCGACUGGUACAAAUCCUGCAUACUACAGAAACACAACAUUUGUGGAAGGCUUCUCCAAAACUUCUGUUGUCAAGCACGCGUCUGAUGUCAAAGGACAUUCAGUGAAGGUUUUAAAUUGCCAUGAGUCUGUUAUCUACAUAUUGGCACCAUUGAAGUACGCAACUGUGUAUGGAUGUUCUGAUGCUACUGUUGUUCUUGGUGCUAUUGGUAAGGUUGUUAAGGUGGAGCAUUGUGAAAGAGUUCAUAUUAUUGCAGCUGCUAAAUGGAUUUGUAUUGCUAACUGUCGUGAGUGCAUAUUCUACCUGGGAGUAAAUCACCAACCUCUUAUUGUGGGGGACAACCAUAAAUUACAAGUUGCUCCAUUUAAUACCUACUACCCACAAUUGGGUGAACAUCUGGCAAAAGUUGGUGUGGAUCCUGCAAUCAAUAAAUGGGACCAGCCUUUUGUGUUGGGAGUUGUUGAUCCGCACGAUUCAUUAUCCCAUCCCGCGGGGGUUUCUGAUGUUCAGGCUGAAUCUGCAGCUCGUCUAGAUCCUGAUCUAUUCACAAACUUUAUGAUUCCUAGUUGGUUUGGGACUGAAGUGCAAGAACCUACAAAAUGCUGUCCUUUUCCAUUGCCUGAAAUUUAUUGUGCAUCCCAGAGCAAAAAGCUUGCUGCACUGGAAGAUAUUAGGAGGACUAUUCGGGAGCUGCAAAUUGAUGACAAUAGGAAGAAGGAAUUGACAAAUGCCCUCCAUGCACAGUUCAAAGAUUGGUUAUAUGCUUCAGGCAACAUCCGCCAGCUCUACUGCCUGCAAGGCGACUGAACAUGCGAUCAUCUGCUUUCAUAAAAUGGACCUGUUUACUCAAAAUAUUCGACCGUGUCGGUUGAAGCUGACCUUACUCCCAGGUGCGAACCAAUAAUGUAAAAAAAACAUGUACUUCAUCCUAUUUCUGCAAAGUAGUUUGAUGUAUUUCUCCAAUUCUUUUCCCAUUUGCUGUGGCGUCAGUCGUUGGGAUGUCAUCUUUCUUUUCAUUUUCUGGUGAUUACACAUUUUUGGCCCUUCCAUAAAUAACACGGAUAAGCCAGUGUAAUAGGGAUUAAUUAAUUAAUUAAUUAUGAACCAACUUUGGAGAAAUGACCUAUAUAAACACUUGAUUUCCCCACGUGGUGGUCCACAUAUCAAAUCAUUAGCAUUCGGUUUC